GAGUUAGAGGAAUUCUGGGCCUAUCAAGAACUGCUGGGAACCUUUGUCAAGCGCCUGGCUUAUUGUGUGUCUGCAGAACUCCUACCGCUCAUGGAAAUACCAGGUGUCAAACUGGGUCGAGCUAAGCAGUUAUACAAUGCAGGAUUUCAGUCUGUUGGGUUCGUGGCAGCCGCUGAUCCCGAAAUCCUUGUUAAAUCCAUACAGCAGAUCCCUCAUAAAGUGGCCAAACAGAUCGUUGCUUCCGCAAAAAUUUUGCUGAAUGAGAAAGCAGAGGCCUUACUACAGGAAGUAGAGGAACUGGUGACGGUUCCGGUCGACCGAUCAACCGUACAUAGUUCACAGGGUCAAACCUCUCCCUGGGAUGAUAUGGACUUGUUUUCUAGUCUUGAUACACAGUCUUCUACCUCAUGAUAAAAAUUGACACCCUUUUUAGCUCGAAGACAAAAAGUGCAUUUAGAUAAAGGGAAAAAAACCUCAAGAACCCUCCUAAUGAUUUACAUGUAAAUUCCUGCAGUCCUUUGGGUUUAAGUUUAAGUUAGUUGAAUGUGAC
This is a messenger RNA of Saccostrea cuccullata (small rock oyster), 550 nucleotides long. Its product is annotated as helicase POLQ-like. The transcript has 3 exons. The annotation marks the transcript as partial. The record is from RefSeq and is a predicted model, not a curated record. Lineage: Eukaryota; Metazoa; Mollusca; Bivalvia; Ostreida; Ostreidae.